AUGGGUCAAAAGUCUUUCUUUGCUCAACAAGAUGAGGCUGCCAAGAAACUGGCAAAGAGCGGCUAUGUAUUUGGCGCUCAUGCGGAAGAGGAUGCCAUCCGUGGAAAGGAUAAAAGAAUAGUCAAGACCAAGAAGAUAUAUUCUGACGCUGUCCGUCGUUGGAUGGUCUUCGUUGAACAAAAUGGAAUCAAGGGCUAUGAUUCUAGGCCAGUCUGUGCCACUCCAGACUAUAAGCUCCUCAAAGAAUUCUUCCGCUGGUAUGGCCAUACCGCACAAGGAAAGAAAAGUAAGAAUGGAAGACCGGUGAUGACAUCAUUUCUCAACUGUGCCGAAAGGCUGUUCGGCGGGUUUGAGGAAGAAUUGCAAAUCAAUAUUGUGAUGGAGGACCGAAAGGAGAUAUUCAACUGGAUAAGGAGAACAUUGGCAGGCACGGAAAAGUGGGUUGAGAAUGUUGAAGAUCCAGACCACAGCUUCACCAAGAAGGAUUUUCUGCGAGUUAUAUCGUCUAUAUGGCAGUCAGAUCAUCGCCAAUUCAUUCCCGGGUUACUGAAGGCUAUCAUCACGCUAGCUCUUCAACUAUAUCUUUUCACCGGAGCAAGAAUUGGAGCUUUUAUACCAGCCUACGAGGAAAGAGGCGAAAGAGGCCUAAGAUAUAAGCACAUAGAGCUGGUCUUAUUUCCAUCCUUGACGGCCCCCUGGAAGGUCGAGUGGAAAGUCAAUCAAGUGUGGCUAAAGAAUAACCGAAACCCAGACUACACUGUGUUUGGAAUUGGAAUCCGUGACACUAAGAGACCACAGUUUGCAUCUGGCUAUGUCCUUCUAGCUAUUGCCCUUCAGCAUGGUGCCCUAUUUGGCAUCGAAACAGUGGAGGACCUAGCGCAGUAUGAUCUUUCAGAUGGACGACCAAUUCCGUUACGCUGGAAGGAUGAAUAUUUGGAUAAGCCUGUGCUCAGAAAUGUCACGGCCAACGGCCCACAGGAUGUUCCACUCACCAAGGAGCGAUUUUGUGAGAUACUGCGUGGGAGAGUCACUGCGGCUGGAUACAGCAAGAGUCUGAAUAUUCAUAAAAUUCGGAAGCAUCUGGGAAGUGUAAUCGAAGGAAAGCAUGGUUCUGCAUUGGUAUCGCAAAUAUACGGACACAAAGAUGCGGGAACAUAUCCUAAACACUAUUUAUUACACUGCUCUUCGAUCGAUACUGUUUCGGCUGUUCUAGGUGAGGAAGAUCAGUCGAGUCACAUUGAGUACUUCCAAGGAUUUGAAAAGUUUUAUGAGUGCGGACUUCCGGGGGAACUGCCAGCGGAAGUCGAGCAGAAUAUCCUGCUAAAGCCGGAAUUGGUCGAGAUCAGAAGUCGGAUCGAGAAACUUGAAUCCUUACAUGGAGAUAAACUAUCCCUCGCUGCGGAGCGACUGAACUACAGAAAGUCCCUGGUUCGAUGCCGCCUUUCUGAGCUGAAGAAAUACCAAACCAGCUGGAUACGGGAAAGAAGAGACAAAAGAAUUCUCAAUAAAGGGAAAGAGGAGCGGGCGCUUGAUGAUGAUGAUGACGUUUGCACGCGGGUUCAAGCUUUAAUUAUGCCUGAAACUUCACGAAUUUCAACCUUGAUGCAUUUUGACGGCGAGCUUUCCUUCAAUGAAAUGCUCCUUUUUGUUGAAGACCUAAGGAGUCACUGUGAACGUGACUUCGAUGUGGUCUAUCUUCCACAAGAAAGCCCCAUUAAAGGUCGCUGUCCCGCUACAGACUGCAACGAAGAGAUUACACGUCUGAAAAAACUUGACAGGAGUAUCCACAUUCACAACUGUGUUCGACGCGAGAUUUCUUUGGAGCUUGGUGUCUCAGAAUCAGAGUUGAAGUUUUGCUACGAGUGCAUGAAGUGGUUUCAGUUAACUCACUGGCGAGACCACUGCUCUUCCCACCUUCAGUCAUGGGGAACUCGGCACUGUGAGGUGAUCAGUUAUCGUCACACGGUGAUUCGCCCCGGCUACUGCCCCUUUUGUUUGUGGAACAAAGAUCUUGUCGCUGAAGACCGCUUACACUACUGGUUGACCAGUGGUAAUUUGAGACAGCACAUUGAAGAGCAACACAUGAACGGAGAUCAGACCCCUGGAACGAAGUCGAUAUGCGGAUGUGGCCAAAUAUUCGACGAAGAACGUCGCCUCAGAUACCAUUUGCAUGACAUUCACGGGCUAAACAAAGCCAUAUGGCUAGAACCGACGCGCCGGAAGAAGAGAAAAAAUGCUUCCAAGACGGAAGCGCAAAAGUCAUCAGCAAAGCCAGAGGAGCGAUGCUCUAAAAGAGCUCGCUUUUACCACUAUCCGCCUCCACGUCACAAGCAUGAAUAUCAAUUAUCAAACCAAGUUUUCAUGCCUGUUCCCGCAUUGCAUGCCUUUGUUGAAGAACAUCCAGAGCAAGAUUAUUGUUCAAUUUUGAGCGAUAAGUCAACUAAAAGCAGCGAUAGUAGUUCAGUUACUCCCUGCUCUGCGACAAGUUCUCCGCUCUGCUCACAACCGACAACUUCUGGUUUGGAUGUCAUUGAUCCAAGAAUCCUCACCCCGUUAGAGGCUGACCAAGCCUGGCGACCUCAACUCUGUGGUCAGGAUACAAUGGAAACGAACAUGCUUGAAAUUCCUCUAGAUGGGCAAGAUAACAAACCCCAAGCAUUCAGCUUUGGAGCACAUCCAGGGGAUCAUAUUCAAGGUGUUGCCGAUCAAAACAUCCCUAAUUUGGUGGCAAUUGGUUCUUGCUCUCUCGAGCCGCCUGAUCAUAACACAAAUGGUGCAUACGAAGCUCGUGGUGAGGUUGCCAACCAGCUAAAAUCCCCUAGCCUAUCUCCAAUCAAGGUCAAGGCCACAGAGAUGGCCACAGAGAAGGCCACAGCAGUGAGUUCUAUGCAAUUGCACAUUCUGAAAGUGCCCACCACAAGCGAAGUGAAUGCGGAGAAGAAAAACUCGCGAGAUGCCCAACCCGUUUCCGAGUCAGACAACCGCAUAUGUUUUAAUGUGGAGAACAAGCUAGAAAGUCAUCCUCCCGCCCAUCAAAUACUCAUCGAUGCGAUCACACCUCUUGGUGGGGGUUCUACCACUGAUCUCAACAAACCUCUUACUCGAGCCCGGGCAAGACAGCUGCCGAUGCAACAGUUCGUGAACCGUUCGACAGAGAAAACACUCCGACAGAAGCUUAAGCCAACGGAGAAACGGAAACUUCGUGAGCUCAAGAGCCAAAAUUGGACUCUGAGGCAAAUUGGGCCUCAUUUUGCGGAUAUAGAUAUGACCUGCUUACGGCAAGCUUGGACGGAUAUCACACCUCCUCAGCGAUGCACUCGACCACGGGCUAAUCUGGUAGGAUAG
Molecule: messenger RNA, 3345 nt
Organism: Penicillium chermesinum
Lineage: Eukaryota; Fungi; Ascomycota; Eurotiomycetes; Eurotiales; Aspergillaceae
Exons: 7
Coding region: 1-3345 (1114 amino acids)
Source: RefSeq, a predicted model, not a curated record